Messenger RNA from Dromaius novaehollandiae (emu), 2996 nucleotides. It is a transcript of the gene SPATS2L, whose product is annotated as spermatogenesis associated serine rich 2 like. The record is from RefSeq and is a predicted model, not a curated record. The coding region runs from base 247 to 1914 and encodes 555 amino acids. Gene Ontology annotation, molecular function: protein binding. The transcript is spliced from 13 exons. Lineage: Eukaryota; Metazoa; Chordata; Aves; Casuariiformes; Dromaiidae. Gene Ontology annotation, cellular component: cytoplasm.
GAGGGGCGCGGGGCGUGUCCUCUCGCGGGCGGCGGGGCGAGGCGGGGCGGGCGGCCGUGGCAGCGCCGCCGCCGCGCCCCUUGGGUCCGCAGCGGCUCCUCCGCCCUCCGCCGCAGCGGCAGCGCUCCGCCGCGACCCGACGGCUCCGAGUUGUCUUUGCAGGGGAUACAGCUUCUUGGAGAGGAUAGAAAAUUAAGAACAGAAACUGGAGUCAUUCACAGUGACAGUAUUCUUACCAGAAGAGAGAUGGCAGAAACCAGUUCUCCUGCAAAUAUCAAGGAAAAGAUCAAUGCAAUCCGAUCAAUUGUUCCAAACAAAAGCAAUAAUGAGAUAGUUUUGGUGUUGCAGCAGUUUGAUAACAAUGUAGACAAAGCUGUUCAAGCUUUUAUGGAUGGUAGUGCAAUUCAGGUUCUAAAAGAAUGGAAUAUGACAGGGAAAAAGAAGAACAACAGGAGAAAAAGAAGCAAAUCUAAACAGCACCAAGGCAAUAAAGAUCCUAAGGAUAAGAAUGAUGGACCUGAGAAGGCACCUCAGGAGCCCCAGGGAAUAUAUGGCUGCCAUCUGAAUGGAUGCUAUAAGGACAGCUCCUGCAGUGAUUCUGCCAAUGAGAAAUUGGAAGCCACUUGUCUUGAGAAUAAAGGCUCAGGAUUUGUAGAGUCGGCACCAGUCUGUCCAGAAAUCACAGACAAAGAACAAGAACAUCGGAGAAUAUCCAUGGAAUUAAGCCCAAAGUCUAUAAAUGGAGUAGAGCAGUGUGAGUCUCCUCAGUCAUCAGUUCAACCUCAGUGUAACCCAGGCAGGCCAAAGUCAAAAUCUUCCUCAGUUAAAUCAUCCAACUCUACAACCCACCUUGAAACAAAGCCAGAUGAUUCAGUGAAAAAAAGAGGGCCAAACAUUGAAAAAUCAUUGAAAGAUUUGCAGCGCUGCACUGUUUCUCUAACCAGAUACCGCAUGAUGAUCAAAGAGGAAGCGGAUAAUUCAGUGAAGAAGAUCAAAGCUGCAUUUGCAGAAUUACACAGCUGCAUCAUAGACAGAGAAGUGUCAUUAAUGGCAGAACUUGAUAAAGUUAAAGAAGAAGCCAUGGAAAUCCUGACUGCUCGGCAGAAGAAAGCUGAGGAGCUGAAGAGACUGACAGACCUAGCCAGUCAGAUGACUGAGGCACAACUGUCUGAACUCAGGGCUGAAAUUAAGCACUUUGUAAGUGAACGGAAAUAUGAUGAAGAGCUGGGCAAGUCUGCCCGAUUUUCCUGUGAUACAGAGCAGCUGAAGACCCAAAUUCAGCUGUGUGGAGAGAUUUCUCGCCCAAAGAACAAUUAUUCCUCAAGAACACCAUGUAGUUCAGUGCUGUCUUCAAUGACUUCACAAGCAACAACUGGCAAGCAAAAUACACACACCCGAAAAUCUUCUAGUAAUGCCAAGAACUCUGAUAAUAAAACAGCCAGCACUAAAGUACAAAGUCAUCUUUCUUCCAAUCCUACAGAAUCCUUUCCCCAAGGAAUCCCAACAAAUAAGCAGAAUGGGCCUUCUAGCCAGAGACGAAGAUUCAACCCUCAUCAUCAAAACACCCGGCUCAAUGGAUCUCUUAAGUCACAAGGCGCCAGUAAUGAGGCAGAUCAAAGUAAUAUAAAGAGUGGUUCCAGAUCUGAACACAGAAGACAGCAGCCUAACAGCUUCAGACCUAAAAACAAGGGAGCUAUGAAAAAUCAAGAGCAGUCCACAACUACAAGGACCACAGAGAAUAUGACACAUUCAGAAAAAAACCGACGGAAGCAUCAUACACCAGACACCACAGAUAGCAGGCCCUUCCGAGACAGUGUUGGCAGGGUGUCACAAUGCAAUUUAUGCCCUGCAAGGAUGGAAGUCUCUGCUGAUGCCACUGUUCUUUCAGUGCCAGCUGUGACUUUGGUGGCUUAAAAUGUCACAGUGAAGGCAGGCAGAGAAAUUUAAUCUCUUCAUUUUAGUUUACUGCUCAAGAUGCUUUUUGAAACAGUGAGGAAAAUAAGUCAGAACACAGUCAUUUUAAAUCUGUUGCUGCUUAAAAAUUUUUGGUAUCUUUAUUACUUACCAAUUAUCAGCAUUAAUUCAUACUUUCAAGGCUUUGCCCAAUAUGCUCAGUUAUUUUGUCAUGACAGUACAGAAUCUUACCAAAGCAGCAUUUAUUUCUUAGAAGAAUGAAAUCUAGAUUGAAAAAAUAAAUUGAAGAUUAAAUUCACAAUAGCAAAAGACCUGUUGUAGAUACAUGGUUAUACCAGUCAACAUUAUUGUUUUUUAGGGCAGCCAGUGUUAGGAAAGAUCCCAAGAAGUUUGUAUGCUCUGGUUGUAAUGAAAUCGAAUAAUCCUGUAGAAUUUUUCUGAAAAAAUCUAUACACCUUUCUUUCUGUGUUUGUAUAUGUGUGUGUAUAUAUGCACAUGCAUACAUACACGUUCAUGCACGCACACUGUAUACACAGAGUAUUGUUAUAUACAAAAAAAUUUGAAAAAGUAGUACAUUUGAUUUUUUGCUUAUUAUUCCAUAAUCUGAGAUCUUUAAAUUCAAGUAUAAAUUCUAUUAAAUAUACUACAUAUUGGUAUUUUUCACUGACAAACUAUUUUUAUGAGGCUGAGAAAAAUGCUCAUUUCUUAAGUUUGGAAUGUAUAUAGUCAUGGUUAUUCAGAUGCACAGCCCUACUCUCCAUAUCAGUCACUUUUCUAUGACUGGUUGGAUUUUUUUUUUUCUUUUUUUUUUUUUUUUGCAUAUGAGAAGUUGCAGGUGUUCUAGACUUGAAUCCAAAUUAUUUUUCUAUAUUUUUUUCUGUAGGAACCAUCUGUCCUAUACAAGAGCUAUGGCUCUAAUAUUUGUUACAGCAACAUUCAGCAGAACGUGGAAGUACAUAUUUGAGCAGAUAUCACAUCCUUCUGAGUUUUCUAUUCAAAUAAAAAAACUUAGUGUUAAUGUCUGAUUCUGUAUUUUAGAAAACUUGUUUCUUCCAAAAAAUUAAAAUCUCCUUUCUAAAAUA